UGAAUAAUUCCCCACUGACCUGUCUCUGAGAAGACUCUGAGUGACAUUGGACCAGCCUCUCACCGAACACCCUGGCGUACGGGGGAAGGGAGAAAUGAGGAUGGUGGUUGGUUACAGACCAUUCCCCGCCUGGGGUACUGGGGAGGAGUGAAGAGCCCGGGCGCGUCACGGUGGGUGUGCGCGCCUCGGAGCUUGGGAUAAAGGGCUGGCAGCGAGAGGCGCUCCGCUCCCCAGCAGCCGGCUACCCUAGAGGUGCGAAGUUCUCCCGUGCUGUCGAGGGAGAAGGAAGACUAAGAGACACCACAUAGUCAAAGCGCGGAUAAACGACUGCGGAACUGCGGAGAAGUGCCACUUGGGCACAAACUUAGGAGCGCACAAGUUGGCAGCAGACGCCUAAGGGCUCCUAGCAGAGCCGGAGGUAGCCCGCCCUUUUCUACGACUUGGCUGCAAACUUCAACGACCUUCAAAACUGUGUAGUUCCACCGCGAUCCGCUCUCGAAAGAGGCCCGAGCCAACAGAUCUGAAAGACGCCUUUGGUUUGGAAUUAACUCAAGAAGAGUUUUGACAUCGUUCAUCAUGAACAGUGAAGAAUGGUUUAGAGUAACUGCUUUGCUUGUCAUAGCUCAAGCAGUUUCUACUAUGGUGCUUCCCAAUACAACAGUAUUUGAGGACAUGCUGGAAAAAUACAUGGAUGAAGAUGGUGAAUGGUGGAUUGCAAAGCAAAGAGGAAAAAGAGCUAUCACUGACAAUGAUAUGCGAAGUAUUUUGGAUAUUCAUAAUAAAUUACGGGGUCAAGUUUAUCCACAAGCUUCCAAUAUGGAAUACAUGACAUGGGACCCAGAGUUGGAAAGAUCUGCUAAGUCCUGGGCUGAGACGUGUCUUUGGGAACAUGGACCUGCAAGUCUUCUUCCAUCCAUUGGUCAGAAUUUGGGAGCACAUUGGGGAAGGUAUAGACCUCUAACAUUUCAUGUCCAAUCAUGGUAUGAUGAAGUGAGAGACUUUACUUAUCCAUAUCCUCAAGAAUGCAAUCCUUAUUGUCCCUAUAGAUGUUCUGGUCCUGUAUGUACUCAUUAUACUCAGGUGGUAUGGGCAACAAGUAACAGAAUAGGCUGUGCAGUCAACCUGUGUCAUAAUAUGAAUGUGUGGGGACAGAUAUGGCCAAAAGCAAUUUACUUAGUGUGCAAUUAUUCACCCAAGGGCAAUUGGUGGGGCCAUGCCCCAUAUAAACAUGGUCGCCCAUGUUCUGAAUGUCCCCCAAGUUUUGGAGGAGGCUGUAGAGAAAAUCUUUGUUAUAAAGAAGGUUCAGAAAGGUAUUACUCUCCAGAGAUAGAAACCAAUGAAGUUGAACAACAUCAGCUACAUGUUCGGAAUACGUUACAAAAUCAAGUGCAACCACAAGCAUCUCCCCGUGAUGUCAGUGAAAGAAAUGAAGUCAUAAGCAAACAACAGAUGUCUCAAAUUGUUUCCUGUGAACUACGGUUAAGGGACCAGUGCAAAGGAACAACAUGUAAUAGGUAUGAAUGUCCUUCUGGAUGUUUGGACAGCAGUGCCAAAGUUGUGGGAAGUGUCUAUUAUGACAUGCAAUCAAGUAUCUGUAGAGCGGCAAUACAUUAUGGUAUCCUAGACAAUGAUGGUGGCUGGGUUGAUGUUACCAGGCUAGGAAGAAGAAAUUACUUCAUAAAGUCCUAUAGAAAUGGAGUCCAGUCAGUUGGGAAAUACCAAUCAGCUAAUUCAUUCACUGUCUCUAAAGUAACAGUACAAGCUAUCACUUGUGAAACUACGGUAGAACAAUUAUGUCCUUUUUAUAGGCCAGCCACACACUGCCCAAGGGUCCGCUGUCCUCACAACUGUAUGCAGGCAAAUCCACAUUAUGCCCGAGUGAUUGGAACUAUAAUUUAUUCUGAUAUGUCCAGUAUCUGCCGAACAGCAGUACAUGCUGGAGUAAUUCGCAAUGAAGGUGGCUUUGUUGAUGUCAUGCCAGUGGAUAAGAAAAGAAUGUACACUGCUUCAUUUCAAAAUGGCAUUUUUUCAGAAAGUUUACAGAAUCCUCCAGGAGGCAAAGCAUUCAGAAUAUUUGCAGUGGUUUGAAGAUAAGAAAAUGGCUUCUAUAAUAUCAAAUGCAAAUUUUUACAAGAAUUUAAUUUUGAUGCACUUCAAGUUUGUAUCAUAGUGUAUUAUGGUUGUACAGAAGAUAUAUACUAUUUGGUGAUUUAAAAAUGCAUGAGAAUCUUAAUGAAGAACAAUUUAAAAUGUUAAACAUUGGAAAUUGAAUUUGAGAAGUGAUGAUGAUGAUAGAAAAGUGUAUUAAUCCUCUGUUAAAUAUUGCUAUAUUUUCUUAGCAUUUAUUUCUAUGCAGUGCAUUCAAAACUCAUAAAUGUUCCACUGUUUUUUUAAAAAAACAGACUAUAUUAUUAGUACGGUUAAGUUUUAUAUAUGCCACUAAUAUUAACUGGAAAAGUAUAUUUAUGAUAAAAUCUAUAACUCUUGUAUAUAGAAUAUUCCAUUGUUUAAAACUAAAAAAUAGUCCCUGAAGCAAGGUAAAAAAAAAAUUAUAAAAAGAUUAGGAAACAUUGCCAGUUUUACAUAAUUUUUCCAUUGCCUUACAAGUAAGUCUUUUUACAAAAGAAUGUCAUUAUCUUUGAAUAUACAAACACACACAGUAGUAGGUUCAUUAUUAUAGCAAAUUUUAAAAUUGCAUUUUGGUAAAUGAACUUUUUUAAAAAAAAUAAGAAAACAUGGUUGGAUCCCACUAAUGACAUUACAGCAUUACAUCAUAAAGUGCAAACAUAGUUACGAAUUGAUUUUAAUUUUAUCCAUGUACAGACAUUAGUAGGAAUGACAUUUGAAUGCAGGUAAACUUCAAGUUACAAAUGUAAUAGAGCUUGCCAAUUACAUUCAUAACCCAAGGAUUUGUUGAUUGGAUCACAUUAAAUGAACGUGAUCCCUCCCUGCUUUCUCCAGUGCAUUUGCUAAUCAAAUGCACAGAAUGAGAUGAGUGUCCCAUUUCAGGGUGGGGAAGACCAUAAGGGGGUCUAGUGUUGGAACAGGCCACCUACUUCUGACCACCCAAGGCCUCCCCUGACCCACUGAGAUAUCUCAGGCUCUCUUGGGGUCCCCAUAAUUGCUUCCCUCCAGGGAUCCUGCCCCACUGGGUCUCCACAAGCCCAGUGGGGCAGGAUGGAGGGGGAAAUAGGCAAGGGGCAUGUUGCAACAUUUCUGUGGUUGGUCAUAAGAGCAAGCGACUGCUGUGGUGCUGCAACAUAUGUAACUUCAGGACUGGAUCAUAAAUACUUUUGGGGGGAGGGGAUCGUAAUUUUGAAUGGUCGCUAAAUGAACUGUCAUAACUCAAGGAAUACCUACAUACCUUUAGAACUGAGUUAAAGCAGUUAGAGUUCUUUUUAGGUUCCCUAGUCAGUCUUUAAAAUGUCUUGCAUAACCUUGCAAGUAUUAUUGAGUAGAUGUUAAUUAGAUCACACAAUAUUGAUGAAUUGUAAGAAUGUAUGAUAUUGUGCAUAAGUACUCUUUCUUCAUCUGGCAUACAUUCCUGCAGGGCAGGACAUAAUGCCAAGGAUUAUAAUCCCAGUAUUAUAUUUUUCUAUCAAUGAAUUUAAUUUCUUUCUAACAACAAGCGCUAUGCAUUAAAUAAAUCAUAUUGUGGAAUAUUCAGAGUAUAUUCUAAGGCUGUCCAGAAUGCUGAGUUGAAGAGUCUUAGAAAUCUAAAUUAUAAAUAAAUAAAGCUGGUGACAGUAUCAAAUUUUCUAAGAAAAAUAUGUUAUGAAACACUGUAAAAGUAAUAAAAACUUAUGUUUUGUUUUUGUAACUUUA
Messenger RNA from Crotalus tigris (Tiger rattlesnake), 3825 nucleotides. RefSeq names its product cysteine rich secretory protein LCCL domain containing 1 (gene CRISPLD1). The coding region runs from base 577 to 2088 and encodes 503 amino acids. The transcript is spliced from 15 exons. Lineage: Eukaryota; Metazoa; Chordata; Lepidosauria; Squamata; Viperidae. Gene Ontology annotation, cellular component: extracellular region. The record is from RefSeq and is a predicted model, not a curated record.